UUACGCACAGACGCGUACAAAUAAAAAAUAAAUAAAAAGCUCCCCAAAUUAAAAAGCGUGUGAGGAGGAAGCGUCGCGUUCACUCAACCCUCCGAUCACCUCGGGAUCUCUUUUUGAUUGGGAGACGGCGGUGAUCCGCGGACUGAUUCAGACGCUGCUCCAUCCAGUGAGGAGGAGGAGGAGGAGGAGGAGGCGGAGUGAUCACCCCCACCACCACCACCACCGUACACCGAGUGCGCUCUCGGACCCGCAGCCACACCGUCAGAGCGACGCCGGGGAUGAAGCAGCGCGGCUGGAUUCUUCUUCUCACACACUGCGCGUCUCUUUGAAGGAUUUAACGUUGUUUCUUUUCUUUUUUUUUUCUUUUGGCACCUCUGGCAACAACAACAACAAGAAAAAGGCUUUACCCGCGUGACGUUGGCUUGUCUGUUGUGGGGUUGUUGUUUUUUACCCUUCCACAUGUAUUUCUCAGCCAUUUCCAAGAGAAUUGGGUCAUGAGCACAUCGCCCACGGUCUCUGUCCUGAGAAAUAGCACGAAUCCAGCGUGGGAGAGCUGCUCCUCCGGGGAGAAGGGCGCAGCGAAGAUCAGCCAGCAGUCCGCGCACAACUCCGUCUCUCCGGCAGACCCUUCUCGCCAAGCCAGUCGUCUUCCCAUCAAGGUUUUGAAAAUGCUCACGGCACGGGCAGGACACCUUUUACACCCGGAGUAUCUCCAGCCUUUACCGUCCACCCCUAUCAGCCCCAUCGAGCUGGAUGCCAAGAAAAGUCCUCUGGCUCUCUUGGCCCAGACGUGCUCACAGAUCGGCAAACCGGACCCGCCGUCCUCCUCCAAACUGUCCUCCGUGACCUCGAACGGAUCUAGUGACAAGGAGGCCAAAUCCGGUCCGCUGAAAAUGAGCGACAUCGGAGCCGACGACAAAUCCAGCUUCAAGCCGUACUCCAAAUCGUCGGAGAAGAAGGACUCGGGCAGCAGCCUCAGUGGAGAUAAAAACAGUUUCCGAGUGCCUAGCGCCACCUGCCAGCCGUUCACCCCCAGGACAGGCAGCCCCAGCUCCUGCACCUCCGUCUCUCCACUGCCGGCUGACGGCAAAGGGGACAAGGAGGACAAGAAGGAGUCUGAGAGCAAUAAAAGCGGCACGGCGGAGGGUAACGGCAGCCAUAGGAUAAGUGGAAUUACCUCUGAUGGCAGCCAGGAGAACACAUCUGGAUCCAAGACGGUUACAUCCGACUCGCCAUCUGUGACCUCGUCGUCCUCCUCCGUCCUCGGCUCCGGACUGGUGGCCCCCGUUUCCCCCUACAAGCCCGGUCACACAGUUUUCCCCCUGCCACCUGCUGGCAUUUCCUACCCUGGGAGUUUAGCGGGCGCCUAUGCAGGUUACCCGCAGCCGUUCCUCCCUCACGGAAUGACCCUUGACCCCACCAAAUCCAGCAGCCAGCUCUUAAGCGCGCAGUUUGCCGCUGCCAGCUCACUGGGAUGCAGUAAAGCGGGAACGAGUCCGCUAGCUGGAGCGUCUCCUCCGUCUCUAAUGUCUGCUAGUCUGUGUCGGGACCCCUACUGCCUGAGCUACCACUGUUCCAGCCAUCUGUCCGGUGCGUCCAGCGCCAACUGCGCACAUGACUCUGCUGCUGCCGCGGCCGCCAACGCGCUCAAGUCUGGAUACCCGCUCAUGUACCCAACGCACGCGUUACACGGCGUGCACUCCUCCACCCCGACUUUCAGCGGACACCCCCUGUACCCGUACGGGUUUAUGCUGCCCAAUGACCCCCUGCCGCACGUGUGCAACUGGGUGUCUGCUAACGGACCUUGCGAUAAGCGCUUUUCCUCCUCAGAGGAGCUCCUCAGCCACUUGCGGACUCACACGGCCUUCGCCGGCACGGAGAAGUUGAUAUCUGGGUACCCGGGGUCAUCUUCUCUCGCCAACGCCGCAGCCGCCGCUGCCAUGGCUUGUCACAUGCACAUGCCUCAUAACGGCAGCCCGGGCAGCCCCGGCGCGCUGGCCCUCAGGGCCCCCCACCACCCUCUCGGACUGAGCAGCCGCUACCACCCCUAUUCAAAGAGCCCCCUGCCCACACCCGGGGCUCCGGUGCCGGUGCCCGCGGCCACAGGGGCGUACUACUCCCCGUACGCCUUGUAUGGACAAAGACUGACGACAGCCUCGGCCUUAGGAUACCAGUAGAGACAAAGAAUUAUGCAUUUAUAAAGGAGAUUUAGGCCCAAUGAGUUUUAUAUUGUACUUCAUGCAGGGACUGGAUCCAUGUGGGGAUCAGUGUAUUUAUUUGCGAUAGCUUCAAGCGUGACUAAAAAUAAAAAAUAAUAUAACUUUGAAAAAGGCUCAAUGUGCGUUAUUUUACACAGGAGAGAUUGUUGUGUUACCUGC
Messenger RNA from Acanthopagrus latus (yellowfin seabream), 2378 nucleotides. Its product is annotated as zinc finger protein 503-like. The coding region runs from base 495 to 2177 and encodes 560 amino acids. Gene Ontology annotation, biological process: negative regulation of DNA-templated transcription. Gene Ontology annotation, cellular component: nucleus. The transcript has 2 exons. NCBI's taxonomy places the organism in Eukaryota, Metazoa, Chordata, Actinopteri, Spariformes, Sparidae. The record is from RefSeq and is a predicted model, not a curated record.